This is a messenger RNA of Vigna unguiculata (cowpea), 1065 nucleotides long. Lineage: Eukaryota; Viridiplantae; Streptophyta; Magnoliopsida; Fabales; Fabaceae. The record is from RefSeq and is a predicted model, not a curated record.
UGGAAUGGAGGAAUGGAAAGAAUGGCAAUGUAUGACGGGUGCUUUUCCAAAUCUUCAAGAUCUUUCCCUAAAUGAUUGUCCCAAGCUGAAAGGGCACUUGCCAGAACAACUUUCUCAUUUAAAGGACCUAACUAUUUCGAAGUGUGAACAACUUGUGGCUUCCAUUCCGAGGGCUGUGGAAAUCGAAAGUGUGAAGAUGGAGCCAUCUUCAUUUGAUACGAUAGGGCCACUGGUAUCUCAUAAUCCUUUAGAAUGCUUGUGUAUUGAUUCUUGUCUGGGGAUGAAUAUUCCCAUAAACCAUUACUACCAUUUGCUUCUAGAGUUGCGUAUCAUUCAUGGUUGUGACUCUUUGACGAUCUUUCCCCUAGAUUUGUUCCCAAAACUACGCAAGCUUGAACUAAACAAGUGUCGUAACCUACGAACGAUAUUACAGGGGAGCCCUCAUAAUCAUUUGAACAGUCUGAUAAUUGAAAAAUGCUCUGAAUUUGAAUCGUUUCCCAAUGAAGGUUUAUUUGAACCUCAACUGGAGACAUUUUGUAUUGAAGGAUCAGAAAAAUUGAAAUCAAUGCCUAAGCGCAUGUGCGCCCACCUUCCAUCUCUUGAACAUAUGCUCAUAAACAAUUGUCCAGGAGUGGAGUUGUCUGAGGGAUGUUUGCCAUCAAAUCUAAAGGUAUUGCGUAUCUUGAAUUGCCCCAAACUUGUUGUCUCACUGAAAGAAGGGUUGUCAGGCAAUCAGUCUCUACAAGUCUUGAUGAUUUCAAGUGAAGAUAUUGAGUCUUUUCCAGACGAAGGUUUGCUCCCCCUCUCUCUUACUAAAAUAGAGAUUCAUAAUUGUCCAAUGCUUAAGAAACUGGACUAUGGAGGUCUGUGUCUCCUCUCCUCUCUUCGGGAAUUGAUUAUUUGGAGGUGUCCUAUACUCCAAUCCUUGCCAGAGGAGGGUCUGCCCGAAUCCAUUUCACAUCUCAUCAUAGUUUCAGACAACCCGUUGCUCCAACAACUCUACAAGAAAUGAGAAGGUGAAGACUGGGAAAAGAUUGCGCACAUCGAAUACAUAUGGGUUCAAGG